This is a messenger RNA of Mauremys reevesii (Reeves's turtle), 2423 nucleotides long. RefSeq names its product UDP-N-acetylglucosamine pyrophosphorylase 1 (gene UAP1). Bases 158 to 1570 code for a protein of 470 amino acids. Gene Ontology annotation, biological process: UDP-N-acetylglucosamine biosynthetic process. NCBI's taxonomy places the organism in Eukaryota, Metazoa, Chordata, Testudines, Geoemydidae. The record is from RefSeq and is a predicted model, not a curated record. Gene Ontology annotation, molecular function: UDP-N-acetylglucosamine diphosphorylase activity. The transcript has 9 exons.
AUGUGGGCGGUAGCGGGGAGAGGGCUGGGCGGCAACGGGGCGCGUGGGCCGGGUGCAUGCGGCUUGGGAGCCGUGAGCGGAGCCCUCGGUUCGCGGGCUGGGGCUGCCCGUGCGGCGGAGCCCGAGGCCGGCCGGGGCUGGGCGCCGUUCACUGCCCAUGGAGCCCGAGGCGCUGCGCAGCCGGCUGGCCGGGCAGGGCCACCUGUUGCGCUUCUGGGCCGAAUUGGGCGACGCGGAGCGGCGGGCGCUGUGCGAGGAGCUGCAGAGCCUGGACUGCGAGGCGCUGGGUGCCUGCUUCCGCCGGGCCAUGGAGGACGCGGGCGCGGCUGACCGCGACAAGGUGGACGGGCGGAUGGAGGCGCUGCCGCGGGCUGUGCUGGGCAGCGCCACCCGAGACGCGGGCCGGCUCCCCGAGUGGGAGCUCGAAGGUCUCCAUCAGAUUUCUCAGAGCAAAGUAGCUGUCCUCCUCCUAGCUGGUGGACAGGGGACGAGACUGGGUGUUUCUUAUCCCAAGGGAAUGUACGAUGUGGGGUUGCCAUCCCACAAAACGCUCUUCCAGAUCCAAGCAGAGCGCAUCCUGAAACUACAGCAGCUGGCUGAAAAACAGCAUGGCACCAAGUGUGUCAUUCCAUGGUACAUCAUGACAAGUGGCAGAACAAUGGAAUCUACAAAGGAGUUCUUCUUGAAGCACAAUUACUUUGGUUUAAAGCAGGAAAAUGUGAUCUUUUUCCAGCAAGGGAUGCUGCCUGCUAUGGGGUUUGAUGGCAAGAUUUUUCUGGAAGAGAAGGGCAAAGUUUCCAUGGCACCAGAUGGCAAUGGGGGGCUGUACCGAGCCCUUGGCGCCCAUGGCAUCGUGGAGGACAUGGAGCAGCGAGGCAUCUGGAGCAUCCAUAUGUACUGCGUUGACAACAUCUUAGUGAAGGUGGCUGACCCCAGGUUCAUUGGGUUCUGCAUACAGAAGGGAGCUGAGUGUGGUGCAAAGGUGGUGGAGAAGACAAACCCCAUGGAGCCAGUGGGCGUGGUGUGCAGAGUGGAUGGCAUGUACCAGGUGGUGGAGUACAGCGAGAUCUCCCUGGCCACAGCACAGAAACGUAGCUCCGAUGGCCGGCUGCUGUUCAACGCAGGCAACAUUGCCAAUCACUACCUCUCAGUGCCCUUUCUGAGAGAUGUUGUCAACAUUCACGAACCUCAGCUGAAGCACCACGUGGCUCAGAAGAAGAUUCCGUACGUGGACAUCACCAGUGGGCAGUUGGUCAAGCCAGACAAACCGAAUGGCAUCAAGAUGGAGAAGUUUGUCUUUGACAUCUUCCAGUUUGCCAAACAGUUUGUGGUAUACGAAGUGCUGCGUGAAGACGAGUUCUCUCCUCUGAAGAAUGCAGACAGUCAGAAUGGGAAAGACAACCCCACCACUGCCCGACAUGCCCUCAUGUCGCUGCACCAUUGCUGGGUCCUCAAUGCUGGAGGCCACUUUGUGGAUGAAAAUGGCACCCGCAUCCCUGCGAUUCCCCGCUUCACAAGUGGAAAGCCAGAUGCCAUCACAGCUGAUGUCAAUUGCAAUAUGUGGAUCUGAAUCCGAUACACACUGGGAAAAGGCAAGAGAGCGAACCAUGUAAAAAUGGCAUGGGUGCUCUUCAGGUCCUUGCAACGUAGGCAGGGGUUGGUUGUGGCCUUCUGUCAAACUGUUCUUCCUGCGCCAGAGACUGGCUGGAACUCUAGCUACCAUCUGCGGGCCCAGCUGAGCUUGCUGGCAUUUGAACCUGUGCUUCCAGAGAGUCUGCGUAUUUCAAGCCAUAAAUGGAGACCAUCAUCUUCAGCGUUCAUCAUCUCAGGCCUCACACUAGGGAAACUAACUGGGAAACAAUUUCCUUAGAAAAUUAGGAAUUGGGGCUAUUUGCUACGUGAGCCUUGUACUGUACGUGUUUGGGAGAAGGUCUGCCUUGGACUCUUUGGGAGACAGUGGUCAUUCAGACUUGCUGCUUGUUUCUGUUAUUCAUUUAAAUGCUAUUCCUGGGGGAAUUCUGUGCCACUGCACACCUGCAGAAACAUGUUCCCCCUACACACACACACAGAUUCUCUUUGCUUUUCCACAGAAAAAUGGUUUCUGUGAGGAAGCAAAGAGAAGCUGCACCAGUGCUCACUCACUGCUCCCUGGCAGCCAGGGGAGAGGUAAGUCUUGGCCCAAGGGAAGGAAGGGGACUGGGGAUGCCCCGGCUGCCCAGGGACAUUAGUACCAGUUAGGCGGAGGGGGAGGAGGAGGACAAUAGAGACAGAGUUCCUCCUCCUCUCCCUCCCCUGCAUGGAGCAAUCCCCAGAAACCUCCCCCGGCUGCAGGAAGCUCUGCACUGCUGGGGGUGGGGCUUGGCAGAGGAAUCUGGGUUCAGGGAGUGAGUCUUGGUAGGGUGGGGGUUCCGGGUCUGGGCAGG